AUACUCCACAUAGUAUUGCGGGUAUUAUCUUCACUUUGGCCUUUUUUUUCCUUCUUUUUUUCUUCUCUUCUCUCUCUUUUCCUUUUCAGCUUUUCUAGGCAUGAAAACUAGCUUUUUGCAAGUCAAGCAUGCAGAUAUUGGGAUAACGGAAAAGCAAGAAAAGCCCUCUCUCAGCUCAACUAGGGUUUUCUAAUUCAACCCUUCUUUUUCAUUUUCCAUCGUCUCUCAUUUUUCUUCUUCUUUACAUUGGAAGAGCUUCUAGAGAGAGAAAGCAAGAGGGUGAUUGUUGUGUAGGAGAGGAGAAAGAAGGAGAGAGGGAUAGAGAAGGAGGAGCAAGGGUUUCUGGCUUGCCUUCUUUCUCUUUCUUUCUCUCACUAUAAAAAUCUCAAGCUUUUGUGAGAGGCAGUUUGGAGACAUUUGGAUUAAGGCCUUCUGUCUCCUCUACCUCUCUAUUUUUCUUGUCUUAAUUCACUACUCAAAGAAACUAGCUAGAUUUCUGUUUUCUGAUAUACUACAAAUAUAACUAUAUGUAUAUUUAUGUGUGUGUGUGUGUGUUUCAGUGCGUGAAUUUUAGUUGAUGAUCUGUUAAUAUAUAUAUCUACAAUACCUUAAGGGAAAGCUCUCACAUCUAUAUCUAUAGAGAGGGAAAGAAACAGUAGAAGGAUUAAUGAAUUUUGGGGAUUUUCUUGAUAACAAUUCCUGUGGUGGUGUGAGUGCAAGAAUUGCGGCAGAUUUGCCUUACACCAACACCAACACCAACAACUCCAUUAUCACAGCUACCACCGCCGCCGCCGCCGCCACCAUGCCCGCCGCCGCGAUUGCUCCGCCACGCCUCGUCUCGCAUCAGUCUCUCUCUUCCAAGCCCGCCUUCAACUCCCCCGGCCUCUCCCUCGCUCUCCAAACCGGAAUCGAGGGGCAAGAGAUGGGAAGAAUGGCGGAGAAGUACGAAUCGAGCAAUGUGGUGGGAGGAAGAAGAAGCAGAGAUGAAGAGCACGAGAGCAGAUCUGGGAGCGAUAACAUGGACGGCGCAUCUGGAGACGAUCUCGAGGUCUCCGGCCGCCCGCCGAGGAAGAAACGAUACCACCGCCACACACCUCAGCAAAUCCAAGAACUCGAAGCCUUGUUCAAGGAGUGCCCUCACCCCGACGAAAAGCAAAGACUGGAGCUCAGCAAACGCCUUUGCUUGGAAACCAGGCAGGUCAAAUUCUGGUUCCAGAAUCGCAGAACUCAGAUGAAGACGCAGCUGGAGCGGCACGAGAAUUCGAUCCUGAGGCAAGACAACGACAAGCUCCGAGCCGAGAACAUGUCAAUAAGAGAUGCAAUGAGGAAUCCGAUGUGCACCAACUGCGGCGGCCCCGCCAUGAUCGGCGACGUCUCCCUCGAGGAGCAGCACCUCCGAAUCGAGAACGCCAGACUAAAAGACGAACUGGAUCGCGUCUGCGCGCUCGCCGGAAAGUUCCUAGGCCGCCCCAUCCCCGCGAUGGGCCCGCCGAUGCCUAAUUCGAGCUUGGAGCUCGGAGUCGGAAUCAACGGAUUCGGUGCCCUAACCGCCGCGCUGCCCCCCGACUACGGCAGCCCUCUCCCGAUCAUGUCUCCGGCCAAAUCCGCCAUGAAUAACACCACCACUCCGAUCGAGAGGUCGUUGGAGCGAUCCAUGUAUCUGGAGCUCGCAUUGGCCGCCAUGGACGAAUUGGUCAAAAUCGCGCAGACAAACGAGCCGCUUUGGGUUCGAAGCUUGGAAGGUGGAAGAGAAGUGCUGAAUCGCGAGGAAUAUUCUAGAAGCUUCACUCCCUGCAUCGGAAUGAAGCCUAACGGAUUCGUGGCGGAGGCUUCGCGCGAGACCGGUGCGGUGAUCAUCAACAGCUUAGCCCUCGUCGAGACAUUGAUGGACUCGAACAAAUGGGCGGAGAUGUUUCCUUGUAUAAUUGCGAGAACCGCAACCACGGAUGUCAUAUCAAAUGGUAUGGGAGGAACAAGGAAUGGCGCACUUCAUCUGAUACAUGCCGAGCUGCAAGUCCUAUCGCCGUUGGUGCCGGUGAGGGAGGUGAGCUUCCUCCGGUUCUGCAAGCAGCACGCGGAGGGCGUGUGGGCCGUCGUGGACGUCUCGAUCGACGCCAUCCGGGAGCCCUCCGGCGGGGCGGGGCAGUACCCGAGCUGCCGGAGGCUCCCCUCCGGCUGCGUCGUGCAAGAUAUGCCCAAUGGCUAUUCAAAGGUUACAUGGGUGGAACAUUGUGAGUACGAUGAGAGCGCCGUUCACGAAGUGUACCGGCCGAUGAUCAACGCCGGCAUGGGGUUCGGGUCGCAACGGUGGGUAGCCACGCUUCAACGACAAUGCGAGUGCCUCGCAAUCUUGAUGUCGUCUUCAUCCCCUUCACGAGAUCACACCGCGAUCACGGCGGGGGGCCGGCGGAGCAUGCUGAAACUGGCGCAGCGCAUGACCAACAACUUCUGCGCCGGCGUGUGCGCCUCCACGCUCCACAAGUGGAACAAGCUCAGGGCGGAGAACGUGGACGAGGACGUGCGCGUGAUGACGCGGAAGAGCGUGGACGAUCCCGGGGAGCCGCCCGGGGUGGUGCUCAGCGCCGCCACGUCCGUGUGGCUGCCCGUGUCGCCCCAGAGGCUGUUCCACUUCCUCCGCAACGAGCAUCUGCGGAGCGAGUGGGACAUCCUCUCCAACGGCGGGCCCAUGCAGGAGAUGGCCCACAUCGCCAAAGGCCAUGAUCAGGGCAAUUGCGUCUCCCUCCUCCGUGCCAGCGCCAUGAACUCGAACCAGAGCAGCAUGCUAAUCCUGCAGGAGACAAGCACAGACGCGUCGGGGUCGCUUGUGGUCUACGCGCCGGUCGACAUCCCCGCGAUGCACGUGGUCAUGAACGGGGGCGACUCCGCCUACGUGGCGCUGCUGCCGUCGGGCUUCGCGGUCGCGCCCGACGGCCCGGAAACGGAAGCCGGGUCGGGCCAGCGGGUCGGCGGGUCGCUGCUGACCGUGGCGUUCCAGAUCUUGGUGAACAGCUUGCCUACGGCCAAGCUCACGGUAGAGUCGGUGGAGACCGUCAAUAAUCUCAUAUCAUGCACCGUUCAGAAAAUCAAGGCCGCUCUUCAAUGCGAGAGCUGAUCUCAUCGUCAUCGUCGUCGUCGUCGUCAUCGUGCCUAAGUCUGCAUUAGUAUAUUGAUUUUUUAUUCCAACAUUAUUGGAAUAGAAGAUAAAAUUGCUAAUUGCGAUUUGGAAAUUUUGAUGGAUUGUGAUGAGAUGUGUUUGAGGAAUUGAAGUAUAUAUAUAUACCUACUUGAGGUAUAAUUAAUGUGUGGCCGUGUAGCUGUGGGGGUGGUGAGUCAAGAACGAACCGCGUGGCGGAACAACCCUUGCAUGGCGGCGGCGCCGCCGCGGGAUGGUGGUGCUCGGCGCGAUGCGAGGGCGGUGGUUCGGGUAUUGACUCAGGGGUACCCUUGAAUUGGCUCAAGUAGGUCUGGAUAUAUAACUAUUAAUUUGUAAUCUUGAAAUAGCUUCUAAUUUUUUUUUCUUUCAAAAUUGAUGGCAAGAAAUGCUUUUUUGUUGGUAAUUUUAUGAGUUUGAAAGGUUAUUGCUAUGGCAUGGUUUGAAUGUUA
Salvia miltiorrhiza (redroot sage) is the source of this 3603-nucleotide messenger RNA. Its product is annotated as homeobox-leucine zipper protein ANTHOCYANINLESS 2-like. The record is from RefSeq and is a predicted model, not a curated record. Gene Ontology annotation, molecular function: DNA binding; DNA-binding transcription factor activity, RNA polymerase II-specific; lipid binding. Lineage: Eukaryota; Viridiplantae; Streptophyta; Magnoliopsida; Lamiales; Lamiaceae. The transcript has 9 exons. The coding region runs from base 668 to 3112 and encodes 814 amino acids. Gene Ontology annotation, biological process: regulation of DNA-templated transcription.